Sciurus carolinensis (gray squirrel) is the source of this 428-nucleotide messenger RNA. RefSeq names its product SS18-like protein 2. Gene Ontology annotation, molecular function: transcription coactivator activity. The coding region runs from base 16 to 249 and encodes 77 amino acids. The record is from RefSeq and is a predicted model, not a curated record. The transcript has a single exon. Gene Ontology annotation, cellular component: nucleus. Gene Ontology annotation, biological process: positive regulation of transcription by RNA polymerase II. Lineage: Eukaryota; Metazoa; Chordata; Mammalia; Rodentia; Sciuridae.
CUGAGGCCCCCAGCAAUGUCGGUGGCCUUUGUACCUGACUGGAUGAGGGGCAAGGCGGAAGUUAAUCAAGAGACUAUCCAGCAGCUGCUGGAGGAGAAUGACCAGCUGAUCCGCUGUAUUGUGGAGUAUCAGAACAAGGGUCGAGCCAACGAGUGUGUCCAGUACCAGCAUGUGUUACAUAGAAAUCUCAUUUAUUUAGCUACCAUCACAGAUGCCAGCCCAUCCAGUAGUUCAAAAGCAAUGGAAUGAUCUUUCAGUUGUAAGGAGUAAUUGGAUGUAAUCCAUUUCCUAUAAAAUGGAGACAGGAUCUUUACCAGCUCAACUGCUUAAAACAUGAAACCUCUGUGGUUCUUUGAAAAAAUGUGAAAAUGUGAAGAAAGCUACUAUCUUAACUAUAUUCUCAAUGUAAAUAUUUAUUAAUAAUUAAU